Ornithodoros turicata is the source of this 2091-nucleotide messenger RNA. RefSeq names its product probable glutamate receptor. The transcript has 9 exons. Bases 706 to 1998 code for a protein of 430 amino acids. Gene Ontology annotation, cellular component: membrane. NCBI's taxonomy places the organism in Eukaryota, Metazoa, Arthropoda, Arachnida, Ixodida, Argasidae. The record is from RefSeq and is a predicted model, not a curated record. Gene Ontology annotation, molecular function: ligand-gated monoatomic ion channel activity.
AAACCCACAAUAGCCCACAGGAACUCAAUCAUGUACAGAAGCAGGAAGGCAACGAAUGUGAUCCCAAGGGAAUACUCGAAGAAGGCCACUUGAGACAUUGUGCGCGUCUAUGUGGUGAGCGCCUCGCAGCCGUUCAUAAUCGAGGGAACUUAGGGCCGGGGUCUACUCAGCGACUGGCACGCUGACGGCCCUCCUGGUGGCCUUGCGUACAGCACCAUAGUACAGCCGUCCCAGCCAUCCGAGCGAACGUCAUAACAUUCUUCUUCUUUCUUUACAUUAUUGUGUCAGGUUUCGCAGCACUUACACGGGUGGUGCGUCCACCAUUGAGAAAAAAAAAAAAAAGGCUGCAAAUUUGGUGGUGGUGGUGGUGCUGAUGAAAGGGCUCGCCGUUGUCGGCCUCACAGAGGGUGGGGCAACGUCACGACUGACGCCCUGGGGGAAUGUGCGUCCUGGGCCGACUUCUAAGGGAACUGUGCCGACAUAUGUCUGAAAGCGUCCGAGGAAAACCCAGGAAAAAAACCCAGACAGCACAGCCGGCACCGGGAUUCGAACCCGGGUACCUCCCAGUCUCGACGCUGGAAACUUUAUUGGAAUACACGGAGAUAUGCAUCAACCAACGGCUAAGAAGCGUGACUGCGGAUUCCUACCGAAUAAGUAUCUUCUUUCUCUUUUUUUCCGUGUCAGCGCAGCGAAGCAACUGUGGUUAUGAGCGGCAUACAGAUGUGGACAGAUGAAGAGAGGACAGAAGACUUCGGAAAACCCAUGAUGUCUCCCUUCAUAGAAGCCAGAGAAGCCGCAGAUGGAUAUGAGCUGAACGGACCUGUAGCAGAGAUGCUGUCUCUUAUUCUCAGCAGCAUGCACCUCCGGCCGAUCCUCAAACAGCCUCCUGAUGGACAAUGGGGUUACAAGGUGAACGGAAGCUUUACGGGCGCCAUAGGGAUGCUGCAACGGAAAGAAAUUGACUUGUUCAUCGGGCCGGCGGGAAUCAUCGCUGAGCGCCUUGAAGCUGCCAACUGCUUCCCCUACCUGAACGGAUAUUCCACCAUCUUAACACCGCACCCACGCAAACUCAUAGACCCUUUCAGCUUCGUAAAGGCAUUCGCGCCAGAGGUUUGGCUCACAAUUGGCAUCUCAUGGUCCAUUGUAUCUUUGAUUUCUAUGUUUGGGGAGAAAGUUUUCUCCAGGACAACAAAGCAGCAGCACGCAAGACAAGGCUAUUUCCAACAUCUUUGGAAAUAUCUACAAUACAUGCUUCCCCAAGGUUGCAACAGACAGACAGAUGGCGAGUUUGGACGUAUUCUGCUGGGCUUCUGGUUCCUGGCCAUGAUGGUUCUUAUGUCUAGCCUAGGAGGGGAGCUCAAGACGAGCAUGCUGCUCAAGAAGAUAGAAGAUCAUAUUGACUCCGUUGAUGACCUCCUCAGGUUUCCGAAGGUAGCCAUCGUGGCUGAAAGUGGCAGUGCACUGGAACGUUUCUUCAAGAGACCAGAACACCCAACGUUCCAGAAGCUUCUUCCCCGCUUGCAGCCAGUGCAGGGAUCUAUGACGUCUCCAAGGGUUGCCGCUUCUGUCCUGGACUUGGUUGAAGCUCGCUCGCACGUUUUCGUCGUUCCCUUGACGUACCUCAAAGGAAUCCUCAACUCUCGCUAUCAGGCACGGCACAGCUGUCGGUUUCACAUCAUGCGCAACCAUCUCUCGUUGACGUCGGUUGGCAUGUAUCAUCGCAAGGACCUUCCGGUCCACUUGCGGAAUGGCAUUGAGAAACGAGCUGGCUACAUGAUUGACACAUACCUUCUGGACCACAUGAUAGACACAAAGGUUAUCAACUACACCCGCUGCCUGCAGGAAGAGCCGGCUGUUGUCAGUGCUCUUAGUACUGAAGAUGUUCAUGGGGUCUUUUACAUGUAUUUAGUGGGCAUUUUAGCCUCCAUCAUUAGCUUCAUCGCUGAACUAGCAUCUGCCAGGCCUCGAGAGAACAACAUAUCGGCAGAAGCGUUCUGACAGUUGCGUGAAUAUUUUCGCGAGCGAUGCAGUAUUUUCGAAAAGUCCGUGACCUUUGUUGUUAAAGUUUGUUCAGAACGCGAAUAAACGUUA